CAGGCAUUGGAGGCGUUGGCUUCCGUCGUCACCAAGGCCGAAAAUGGAACGCGCACAAAUCCAGCCUCGGGCGCAUUGAUGGGAUUGUCACAGCGGAUUGUCACAACACGGGCUUGAAACCAAUCAACUUCUUCUUCAAGCCAGCCUUGAUUCAGCACACGCCUGCUUAGGGGUGGGUUGACGGCUGAGUGAGCCCCCAACAAACAAAACCUUGUUCGGCCUAGCCGUCCUUUUCCGCCGACAGCCUCCUCCCGGACUGCCGCACUCCUCUCCUCGCUGCCUCCACCGUCAGCGAUUGUCGCCUGCGAAACCGCGCCGUCGAGUGCGGCCAAUCCACUGCCGUUCCGACGUAACCGAAACCCCAUCCGUUCCUUUCCAUCGAGCCGUCCCGACAGCUGGCCGACGGGCUCCCCAUAAUCUAAACCCGUCCUUCCGAUACCGCCGCGGCAGGUUCAGGCCUCGGACCCGGCCUCCCUGGCGGUCACUUCGGACCCUGCGCCUUCUCCCGCCACAAUGGCGCGCGCCCAGACACCGCCGAUCCUGGCCGGCAUCCAGAGUGCAAGGACAUAUGCCGAACAGACCACGGCCCUCCGUUCAGUCAAGAACGAGGUCGUUGGCCACAUCCAGAAGCAGCAUCGCUGGGUGGCACACGGCAUCCUCGAGCCCAUCGUCGAGAUCCUGCUCUCGGCUAGGUCGCCGUCCAAGCUAAACGGCAAGAACACACGUGGCCAUGCGGUGGCGCCACGGCCGCUGUUGGAAGAGGAGCAGGUACGCCUACAGGCGAUCCAGCUGCUGGCGAGCUUUGCCAAUGGAGGUGCCGCCUUUCUCACUCCGCUUCACGGCGCCGGUGCACUCCGGGCUCUCCUAGAGAACCUCUGCCCGGUUGACAACCACCCCCGCGUUGUGCUGGCCACCCUGAAGGCACUGCGGUCUUUUGCCGAUGCUGCGUCAUUCGUGCUGCCCACGAAUCAAGUCCAAUCUACACUACUGGCCGACGAGAUCUUUGCUGAGCAGCACCUUGAAUCACUAUCCAGUAUCCUCGCGUCUCCAGGCCCACCCACAUCUAUAGCAUCCACAAGCCUGGUCAACGCCGCGGCUGGUCUGAUAGCAGCUCUAUGCCGCGAGGAGCGGCAUCAGAUCCUGAUUGCCAAUGCUGGCAUUCUCGACGCCCUCGCCACGAGACUCGCCAGCUUCGUUGUCGCGCGUGGCGAGGUUGUCCCUGGAGCCCAUGUCGUCGCGGAAAACGAGGGUAUUGCCGAGGCCAUGCCGGCCCCCGCCCCCGCCGGACUGAGCCUAGCUGUCACUCUAGACGCCAUCUGCGCCGUGGUUGCUGAUUCGAGGCUACGCGCCUGCAUGCUCCUCUAUUCACCUUCCAUCCUUGCCGUUUUCCCGAACCUCGACUUCACCCCACCGGCCAAGGACACGCGCGCGGCCUGGGACGCGCUCGAGGCCGUAGGUCUGGGCAGCUCCCGGCCGCCGCAGCUCGGCGCCAUCGACUUCUUGCUUCCUGCAGUGCCAGGCCAGCCAAAGGGCGGCCCGCCCCAGAUUUCGCCCUUUCCACCCCUUGGCUCUACACGGGACUACUCGUCUAGCCGACUUGGCACGAGCAGGUCUGGAACCAACCUCUCAAGCUGGGAUUCGUCGCGCCUUGCGCCCACCUCGGCCGGCGGUGAGACGGGCGGGAGCGAAGAUCCAGAGGUCCCGCUCAUACCGUGGCUUAUGCGCCUCGCGGCGGACCGUCGUGGCGCGGAGAGCCUCUCUGGCGCCGACGUCUUGACAUCGCUUUACAAGGCUGGUUUCGCGGGCAGAUAUAGGGAGGCUGCGCUAGGCUCGCUGGCGGUCCCCUUGCUCACACACCUGCUGAAUGACAGCGACAGGCCAGCUGGAUGCCCGCCGGCCGCCGUCUCGGCAUGGGUAGACGACGCGACUGCGACUCGGUGGGAGAGGACGGAGCGCGUGCUGACGGUGCUGGCACGCCUGAUUGCAGACAGCGAGGUUUUGCAGAAGUCGGCCUUCCAGUGCGGCGCGGUCGAGACCGUCUGCAAACUGCUCAAGGAAGCUUACGAGCCCAUCAAGUCGCACGACGGGGGCUUCAAACUGUGGAGUCCCUCCCCUGCAAAGGAGGCAGAUAUCCUCGAGGCAUUGCCUAGCGCCCAGCACGGCCAACUGCCACUAAACAGGCACCGCGUCAGGCUCAGGGAGUGCGCACUCAAGGCCCUUGCAUCGCUAGUCUCAUUUAAAAACGAAUAUCGCAAACAGGUCUGCGAUCAAGAUGCCGUCCCGUACAUCGUCGAGUCUUUGGCGGAGUUCCCUGCGAAGCCCGGCGGUAGCACAGGCCAGCGUUCUGCGGCUGCAAAGGCCCUUUUGAAGGGCUCAGAUAGCUCAGGGGAGCCACCGGCGGGCUCGGGUUUCGGUCGCAACACGGCCGGCGUCCUCAUUGCGGCUUGCCACACCAUCAAGCUUCUGGCGCGGUCCGUAUCCAUUGUGCGCACCACCCUCCAGGACGCAGGCGUCACCGAGCCCCUGGUUGAGCUCUUGAAACACCAUGACAUCGAGGUCCAAAUCGCCGCCACCGGAGCCAUCUGUAAUCUUGUCGUCGAUUUCAGCCCUAUGCGCGAGCGGUACACGGAACUCGGGAUAAUGCGAAUUCUCUGCAGACAUGCCCACUCCAUGAACGCAGACCUAAGGCUAAAUGCGCUCUGGGCCCUCAAGCACUACGUCCACGGGCUCAGGCUUGAGAUGAAAAGGGCAUGUCUAGACGAGCUACAGUCAGGAUGGCUGGUGCAGCUGAUUUGUGACGACACGGAAGACGACGCACUCUUCUCCAAGAGUAGGCAGGAACAACACCCGGGGACGAGCACAUCAUGGACAGGUGACGACAUGGACGAAGACGUGGAGAUGGAUCACGUUGACGAGGAUGAGGAUGAGGAAGAGGGGGGCAGCGGCAAGCACUGGACCGGGACCUCGACCCCGUCAUCGUCUCUCCUCCGCGGACCGGGAGCCGCCUCGCCCAGGGUCAGCCACGAGCGCAGCCGAACGGGCCGGCUACGGCGGGCCGAGGUUAAGCUGGCGGCGCUGCGCGACGCGGAGCUCAACCCGCAGCGCAAGGCCAGGAGCGACGACCUGGCGAUACAGGAGCAAGGGCUCAACUUUAUACGAAACCUCAUCACGACUUCGAAUUCGGGUUCCAAUGGCGCGGGCGGCGCAGGCAGCGACUACCCGCAGGACACGGCUGAGAUGAUCGAUUACCUGUUCAGCGCCCUGGGGCAGGACCGCCUCUUCGAGAUCCUGGCGUCGAAGCUGCGACACAAGGUGCUGCACCCGUUUAAUAGGCGACUGUCACCGUCGUCUUUAACGCUAGAGCAAGGCCAGCAGACGCAGCACCAGCAGGCACCGUCGCGUGUGCUGUAUCCGCAGGCCAAGGUGAUUGAGGCGGUCAUCUGCAUCCUGGUGCACAUCGCGGCCAGUGUGCCGCGGCACCGGCAGCUGGUGAUCGCGCAAACGGACCUGCUGCGGCUGCUGGGACGGCAGUUUGCCAGCCGCGACAAGGAGGUGCGCGUCUCGCUCUGCCACCUCAUCAGCAAUCUGACAUGGCGUGAUGACGGGGCCGACACGCAGGCGUCGGAGCGGCGGGCCGAGGAGCUCAGGCGGCUCGGUCUCAUGGGCCGGCUCGAGUCGCUGCAGCAGGACGAUGCCGAUCUUGACGUGCGUGAGCGCGCAAAGGGGGCUGUCUGGCAGAUGAAACAGGGCGGCGCAGCUGGCGCCAUCGGCCACUAGGGGGGCUCCACCAGUGCGCCGUUGCCGCCACCUAUCCUGCGACCGCCCUGGUACGAGGGCGAAGACGGGGUCCACGAGCUCGAGGGCGAGGACGCCACCAUGGCCGGCCUCUCACGGGCUAGCUACAUGGCGGCUACGCCAAUUAUGCUGCCGCCGUUGGUGCGCCCCCAUCCCCGCCCCUCGCCCGCGUCGUUGUAUGCAGGCCGCAUGGUUUUGGAGGCCGAUGGCGGGCUGUACGUGCCACCCUUACAGUCGGAACCACUUACACUCCCCCCUCUCCGUAUUAGAUACACGACAACUUCUGAGGGAGACGGCGACGGUGACCAAGAUAAGACUUCACGCUCCGGGUGGACUCAGGAAAACCAGUACCGAUGAGUGUCGCGAGUAUUGGACGAGUCACCCAGCUAUCCCCAGCCUGCGUUUGAUUGUCAGCGGCAUUGUAGGCACAUUUGGCGAAUAUUAUAGAAUUGCUGCGUCCAUGGCUGCAAGGGCUUUUUUGGUCAUGAGGUGUCCCGAUGAUGGCAAGAGUGUUCCCACGGACACUUGUUUGCUGUUAUGAGAUAGCGGUAUCUUGUUCCCCUUGUUUAACUAUAGUUCUAUCCCUUCACUGGUUGAUUAUUCUAGAUUCUCCCAAGGCCGGACCCCUUGUACAUCCUCCUUGUUGCCACUCUCUUCUUCCGCCUCGCAGCUUUGAUGUUUGGCAUCCCUGAACGUAGUUUAUCUCGGCCCAUUGUUUGCUUCUUGUUUAUUCCCGUGUAUUAUUUUGUAAUUCUCAUGCUCUUGGUGCUUUCGAGAAGCGUGGAGACAAGACCAGAUGACUACUGGCGAGCGAGAGCAGGACAGUCUUGGCCGGGCGGGUGUGAGCACAUAUCAAUACAGGGCCAGUAUUUCCGCACCACCUUGGCCCUUCAAACGCAGUCUCUCCUGAACAUGUCUCGCAUCCCCCGCUCGCCCGUAUUGAGGGUUUAACUGGUUUGACUGCCCGACGUUCGGGUUUGUAGCACAAAUAUCCUGCAUGCCGGCCCUUCCGCUGCCUACCUAGGUGCCCAAUUACACGGUCGUUGCUGGGCGCCGUUGUCUUUGAGCUCGCUCCGUCACUAAGCAAUGGCGAGACGGACUGAAAAAAGAAAUCACU
This is a messenger RNA of Gaeumannomyces tritici R3-111a-1, 4912 nucleotides long. Its product is annotated as armadillo repeat protein. The record is from RefSeq and is a predicted model, not a curated record. Gene Ontology annotation, cellular component: GID complex. Gene Ontology annotation, molecular function: protein binding. The coding region runs from base 514 to 3777 and encodes 1087 amino acids. NCBI's taxonomy places the organism in Eukaryota, Fungi, Ascomycota, Sordariomycetes, Magnaporthales, Magnaporthaceae. The transcript has 3 exons. Gene Ontology annotation, biological process: proteasome-mediated ubiquitin-dependent protein catabolic process.